This is a messenger RNA of Colletotrichum spaethianum, 1746 nucleotides long. RefSeq names its product velvet complex subunit B. The transcript has 2 exons. The record is from RefSeq and is a predicted model, not a curated record. NCBI's taxonomy places the organism in Eukaryota, Fungi, Ascomycota, Sordariomycetes, Glomerellales, Glomerellaceae. Bases 1 to 1746 code for a protein of 581 amino acids.
AUGCGGCUGCUUCACACCGCGCGUCUCGAAAUUGUCUACUUCGCAGCCGACAUCCCUCCGUAUGCCAUCCUUUCGCACACAUGGGAAGAUGAGGAGGUCACUUUUCAAGACGUCCAGUCGAGCGAAACAGCAAAGCAGAUGAGAGGCUACGCCAAGCUACAGAAAAUCUGUUCUGUUGCUUCUAGCCAUGGUUUCGAAUACAUAUGGGUCGAUAGCUGUUGUAUCGACAAGACUAGCAGCGCCGAGCUCUCAGAGGCUAUCAACUCCAUGUUCCGAUGGUACCGAGAGGCACAUAUAUGUUAUGCGUACUUGAGCGACGUGUCGUCAAUGAGCUUUUCCUUACAGUCCACGGAGACACAGGGUGGGUGCAACACCGCUGAAGACAUCAGAUCCAGUCGCUGGUUUACUCGUGGCUGGACACUACAGGAGCUCAUUGCCCCAAAAAUGGUUCACUUCUACAAUCAGAACUGGUCAUUCAUCGGGACGCGGAACGAAUCAGCACAGGUUCUCGCCAUGAUCACUUCAAUACCGGACAGUAUUUUGAUUGGCGGUGAGCUAUCACGGGCUCCCAUAAACCAGCGGAUGCACUGGGUAGCUUCUCGUCAGACAACACGCCCAGAGGAUAUCGCAUACUGCCUGCUGGGAAUAUUUGACGUUCACAUGCCCCUACUCUACGGCGAGGGCAGGCAGAAGGCCUUUCGGCGACUUCAGGAGGAGAUCAUCAGGACGUCGGACGACUUGUCGAUAUACUUGUGGAGAAUGCCUGAAGCGAUUGCGAAAGCUCGCGAUCAAGCAUUCUGGGACGUUCUGGCAGAGGAUCCUUUGUGGUUCUCGGACUCCGUUUCUAAUUUCCGGGAGAGUACGAGCGUGACACAGUUGCAAGACUCUUCCGUCAACAUCACCAACAAGGGUGUUGCGGUGAAGUGGCAUAUAGUGCCUCUUCCUUACGAUGACUCCGACACGGUCUUUCUGGCUUUGCUUACGGAAUGCGGGGACAUCCUAAUCCAACGGCGCAACCACGAGGGCUCGGAGUUCUCUCGCAUUGUCCCCCAUCUGGUGGUGUCCAUUGAGAAACGAGGCGAAGAUAUUCGGCUCACUCCCUCGUACGCCGAGGCUAGGGUGGACAUGUCCCUCGGAGAUGUCCAGACUGGCCAGCUGCGUUCGUUCUAUCUGAUGAGGAACACCGCCUCUCAGCAUUUGGACUGGCAGUUUGGUGUUAUGGGGUUCUGCUUCGUGGACUCCGAUUCGAUGCUUCUCCACUCGUCGGAUUUCGCACUGGAUGUCAUGUCUUCCCGUGUGUGGUGUGCACGUAUCCCCGCCGGUUGGAAGCGACCGUGGCAUCCUGCAGGAAAGCGCGAUCUGGCUGUUUCGGGAACGGGGAACAUCAUCAGAAUCCUUGGGGCUCUGAGCCUCAAUUUGAGGGUAACUAACCAAGGAGGGCUCGCGGCGUCAACACGCAGCAUCGAGAUCUACACCAUCGUCUGCGGGUUCGAGCUUCAGCCACAAACUGUCUUUCAAACGCCGGUGACGUGCCAUAGGCCAUUUGCGUACUUCUACGUGGAGGGACCGGAAAAGGCGAUGAAGGCCGCAAGAACGCACGGCGGGUCAAAUGGCAAGUUCUGGUCCAUGGUUCCGGGUGUUGAGGGGGUUACACUGAGACUCGAGAAGACGGCCCGGGUGACGGGUCUCUGGUACGACAUCGUUGUCGACGGCGUGGUGCCGCAUGGCGAGCAAAGGACGUCAUGA